Messenger RNA from Mizuhopecten yessoensis (Yesso scallop), 8538 nucleotides. Its product is annotated as mediator of DNA damage checkpoint protein 1-like. NCBI's taxonomy places the organism in Eukaryota, Metazoa, Mollusca, Bivalvia, Pectinida, Pectinidae. Gene Ontology annotation, molecular function: protein binding. Bases 175 to 6084 code for a protein of 1969 amino acids. The transcript has 24 exons. The record is from RefSeq and is a predicted model, not a curated record. Gene Ontology annotation, cellular component: nucleus.
GUGAUGAAAGUGCGCGAACAGCAGAAAUCUGAAGAAGGUAAACAGUGUUGUAAAAGAGUGUUUUCUUGAUACGGUCAUCAUCAUUGAGGGCAGCAGCACAGUGAUAAUGGCUUGUUAAACUAGAUUAAUUAUAAGCCAUAUUAUAUACUAAACACCAAGAAUUCAAAGACAAAUAUGGAUUUGGAACAAACACAAGCAUUAGACUUCGGUGGAGAUUUUGAUGAUGAAGAUGAAACUGAUGAUGAGGAAGCAGUCAAAAGACCAGUAGCACACUUGAAGGUGAAGAGCCAAAAGGAAUUUGAAGAAAAAGUGUUUGAAAUAAAUGAAGGUGACAAUGUGGUUGGGCGACAUGAGAUCACUUGCAGUAUCUGGAUCCCCCUCAAGGCCCUUUCUCGAGAGCAUGCCUGUAUAGAAGUUAAAGGGGACUCGCAUUUCAUCUAUGACAAGGGCAGUAGGAACAAAACAAGACGAGGCAAGGCCGUGCUGAAACCUGAUGUGAGAUAUGAGUUAACAAAUAACACCAGUGUGACAUUCGGUGAUGUGGAGGCUGUGUACUAUAUUGGAGAAGAGAUCAACGACAAAGGAUCUGAGACUGGAUCAGAGUCAUUCCAGACUGCCCCCAUGGAAGAUGAAGGUAUGAACGGUAAGGAAGGGGCUGCAGGAGUUACCUUACUGGUAACAGAGGAGGAAGAGGAAGACAGUGAUGCCAGUGUCGACCUUCUACAACCAACACAGGCCUACCAUGGAGGAAGAACAUUAAACUUGGCACCAGAUUCAGACGAAGAAGAAGGUCCCCAACACACGCCUAAUGUCACUGUACAGGACACACCUUUACCUCCGAAACGGACAGGGGCUGUAGGCGCCACAGCUAUGUCCACCCUAGUACUGCCGGAAUCAGACACCGAUGAUGAAGAGGAAGAUAGAAGGAAGGCCAGGGCUUUACAGAGUCUACAAACACAAGUUGUGACAGAUACCCAGCAGGAUGAUGAUGAAGAGGAGGAGGAGGAGGGAGAGGAAAACAACAAUGUUAAUCCAGCCAUGUUUGGAGCCACACAGGCCUACGUAAUGGAAAGCGAAGCAGAUGAUGAUGCUACUGAUGACGAGAACACAAGAAAUGUUUCCCCUGCCAUCUUUGCUGCAGAAACACAGGCAUUUGGAGAAGAAAGUGAUGACAAGAAGGAUGAUGACCAGCCCAUCAUGACCUUUGUGGCCGACAGUGACGAGGACAGUGAUGUGGAGAAUGGAGAGGCCGUAAUGGAUGAUGACACUGAGGGAGAGGAUGACAAUGUAGAUGUCAGUCACAUCUUUGCUGCAUCCACAUUGGCUUGUGACAUGGUAGAUGAGGAGGAGGAACAGGCAUCUGUUGAUCUGGCUGAUAAUGACGAUAAUGUUGCCACACAGAUGGUGGAGGAGGAUGCCACUGAGGUAGUAGAGGCCACUAAGAAGAUUGCUGAAGACGAGGAGGAGGGUACUCAAGUCAUUGAAGAGGAAGGGGACUCAGAAAACAUUACAACACAAUGUCUUGAAGAAGCCACAGUGGCAAUCACUGAGGUUAAUCCAAUAGCAGUAACUACCGGAGAUGCAACUGUUGCUGUUCAAGAAGGAGAAACUAUGGCUAUAACUGAUACCGAAACAUUUUCUGUCAAAAAUGAUGCCACAGUUGCUGUCACAGAAGAUGCCACCAUGGCUGUCACAGAGGAUGCCACUAUGGCUGUUACAGACGAUCCAACUAUGGCUGUUACAGAAGACCCAACUAUGUUUGUCACAGAGGAUGCCACUAUGGCUGUCACAGAAGAUGCCACUAUGGCUGUUACAGACGAUCCAACUAUGGCCGUCACAGAAGAUCCAACUGUGGCUGUUACAGAUGAUCCAACUAUGGCCGUUACAGAAGAUCCAACUGUGGCUGUUACAGAGGAUGCCACUAUGGCUGUCACUGAGGAUGACACUAUGGCUGUCACAGAAGAUGCCACUAUGGCUGUUACAGAGGAUGCCACUAUGACUGUCACAGAAGAUGUCACCAUGGCUGUCACAGAGGAUGCCACAAUGGCUGUUGAAGCCAGAGAGGAUGUAACUGAAGCUACUAUGGCAGUAAAUGAGGAAGCAGCCACACAGGUGGUAGACAAUGUCGCAGAUUUUGAAAAUGAUGCCACACAAGUUAUUGAAGAUGAGUCUGAACAUGAAAAACAUAAUCACAAAAAGAAAAGUGGUAGAGGAAGACAAGGAAGGAAAAGUAAGACAAAUGAUGGUAUAGAGGAGGAUGCCACUCAAGUAUUGGAUGAUGCCACAGCAGGCGACUAUGGGGCAACACUAGUUGCAGAGGAUAUUAAUAAUCCACAAGAAACACCAAAAGAAAAUAUAAGCAGGAGAGGCAGGAGAGGAAAAGCGGGGAAGGUGCCAGAGGGAGACACCAAUAAGACUGAAAGUGACACUACUGAAGACGAAGCCACUCAGGUCAUUGAUGAUGAUGUGUCUAUUGAAUCUGAGGUUCAGGAAAAAGUUUCCAACAAGCCAAAAACAGGUGUAGGUAAAGGAAGAAAAAGUAAAGCAAGAGAGGUAUUCGAAGAGGAGGCUACACAAGUGGUAGAAGACCCUGAUUUAGGUGAAGACCAAGCUACACAAGUUAUAGAGGAUGUGUCAGCUGACACUCCGAAGGAAUCAACAGGAACGGUCAAGGGUCGUAGAGGACGUCCAGGGAAGAGGGGCAAGAAAAAGGAGAUAACUGAGGAUGAAGCAACACAGGUUUUAGAGGAUGAAUCUACUGAAGUUCCUGAAGAGCACAAGCCCAGUAGUCGUUUAGGUCGAUCAAAGGAAGGAGAAACUACAAAGGGAAAGAAGACCGCUGAGGAAACAGAUGUUUCUGGUGGAGAGGAAGCCACACAGGUGUAUGGCUUGGAGGUGGAUGAGGAAGAGCUGGCCCAGCCCAGGGGCAGGAGUGGUCGGGUGAAAAAGUCAUCCCCCAGGCGAGGAACCGACCGUGUACAGAAGGACCUUGUCAACUUACCAGCACUAAAACCAAGUAGAGAAGAGACUGACCCUGCAGCCUGUAUGGAUGUGGAGCCUGCCACACAGAUGUACGGGGAGGAUUCAGAUGAGGAGGACACCCCACCACUUAGUGAGGAGGUAGUACAAGACAGUGAGAAUGUUUUGGGUAAGAGCCCAAUUAUACCACUCCCACCAAACUCGCCCCACAAAUCAGCUCUUGCUAGCCCUCGGAAACGUAGCAAAAGCCCCUCUCCAAAGAGGGUCAAGUUUGCUAUUGAGAGCCAGUCAUCAGAAUCAACAGUUGGUGAAGAGGAGGAGAAAGCGGGUCCAUCUACUGGUCACACAGCUACCAGGUCAAAACUCACACAAGCAGGCGUCAAGGUCAAGACAACUGUUACAAGAGGUCGAAGGUCAUUACCUGCCACUGCUGUUAAAGAAAAGAAAGAAAUUGCUAGCAGAUUAUCUAAAGGUCGAAGGUCACUUCCUGCCUCAGAUUUGGACAAUGUUUCAAGUAAAAAGAAAGGAAAGAAAGAAAAAAUGGAAAAGGAGGAUAUCAAGGAAGAUGAAUAUAAAGAGCCAGAAGUAGUGGUAGAGCCAACCACUGCAGGAAAAAGGGGUGGGAGAAGGUCAGUUGGGGUCAAGGUGAAUGAAGAACCAAAUGUCAAAGGUAAAGGAAGAAAUUCAGCAACAGUAGAAAAGGAGGAAAUGAAUGUAACUGAAAAUAAAGGUACAGAAAGAGGAAAACAUUCAACGAAAUUUGAGUCAGAAAAAGAUGCCGAGGAGAAGGAAAAUGAGGCUGGACAAUCAACAGUUGACAGUACAGAGUCCAAGGUUGAAGCCUCUGUGGAGGAAGUCAGAGGAAGAGGAAGGGGUCGGAGGUCAAUCCAGGCAGGAGGGAGUGGGGAUUGCAGUACCAUUGAAAAGAAUAAAGAGAAAACUACUAAGCUUGUACGGAUUGUUGGUAAAAGAAAGCAAGCUGUGGCAGAGGAGCCUGCUAGCAAUGAAUCAACUCCAGAUGUUCUUGUGCAAGCUGAAGACUCUCCCUCAGUCAAAGAGGAAGAGGUAAAGGGAAGGACUUCAUCUAGAGGACGGAAAUCAAAACAGGCAGCUGAGGAAAGCAAAUCGACAGAAAAGGCACAGGAGAAUCAGCCAAUUAGUGAAGUUGUGGAAAAAGGAAAGAAAACCUCCAGAGGAAGGCGAUCCACGCAACUUGCUGAAGAGGAGACUAAGGAGGAAGAAGUUGUAGAGGAGAAAAAUGUUCCUGCAGGGGGACGGGGUAAAAAGUCAAAGUUAAAACCAUUGGAGGAGGAAGAUACACCAAAAUCAGCUGAAGAAGAGGGAGAGGAAUUCAUUUCCAAUUCAAAACACGAGUGCAAGAAUGAUAAGGAAGUGAAGGAUACUAGUGAAGAUAAAUUAGGAGGUCCUGUAGCAUCAACUUCUAGAGGAAGAAGAUCCAAACAGGUCUCCAAUAUUUCUGACAGUGUAGAACCUAUUGAGGAAAAAACAGGUAGGACAGCAGGUAGUAGGUCAAAAAAGAGGGAAGCUUCUCAUGAGGAAAUGUCACCAACAGAGGUUGUCUCUGAGCAGGAGAACAGGCGGAGGACUGGAAGGGGAAGUAUACAGGGAAGAAAAUCUAAACAGGUGGUAGAGGAAAAGGAAGAUGAAACUGUAAAAGAAACAGCUGAGGUCACUGAACCUCCUAAACCCAGACGUGGAACUCGAGGGAAAAAGGCAACGGAACCCUUCCAGGAGGUUUCUGCGGAGAAUGAGGACGUGUCAGCAGCAGAUUUGGCCAAUAUGAGUGGUAUCUCUAAAAGGAAACCUCGUGGGCGAGUUAAGAAGAUUGAAGAGGUGAUGAGUGUUGAUAGUAAAAUUGAGAAACGGACUAGUAGAGGUAAGGGUAAUCAAACUGUCAAUGUGUCGAUGGAUAGUGAGAAAACCGAGGAGGAGUCACAAAGUGAGGUUUCUGCCUCAAGACAGACUAAAGCUAAAGGUGCAAAUAAGACUAAGGAAGAAAACGUUUCUAAAGGCAGAAGUAAAACUCAGGAAGAUAGUGUUGCUAAAGGUAAAACUUCGAAAGAGGAAAAUACUCAGGAGGAAAGUGAACUUGAACAAAGUAAAAUUAGGACUAAAGGUAGAGGUAAAGCUUCAAAUUCAAAAGAGGAUGUAGAUGUGACAAAAGGUAAUGAGGAGAGUGACUCUGGUGAUGUGAGAAAGGACAGAGGUAGGAAAGCUAAUACAUCAGUGAGCGUCUCAGAUCAGGAAGGGGCAGAUCCUGGUACGAGUCGGAAAGGAAAGACAGCAACUCGGGGUAAACGUGGACACAGUCAGGAACAGGAUGUGGUUGAGACCCCUGCUAAGAAAAUAAGAGAUGAAACAGACCUAGGCACACCCGUCCAGUCCAAAAAGGAUGUUCUGGCUGUGGACUCGCCAACUCUGAGACGAAAAUCCAUGGAUCCCAAGCCACGUGUAAUGUUUACAGGGAUGGUCAAUGAACAAGGCCAGAAGACAGUGAAGGAUCUUGGCGGGGAGAUGGUGACCUCUGUCCAAACCUGUACACACCUAGUCACUGACAAGGUACGACGAACUGUGAAGCUGCUGUGUUGUCUGUCUCGAGGUAUUCCCAUUGUCCUGCCAACCUGGCUCAGCAGCAGUAAACAGACUGGUACAUUUAUACAGGAUGUGACGCCCUACUUAGUAAAAGACACGGCUACAGAGAAGCAGUACAAGUUCUCCCUCCAGCGAUCUAUUGAACGUGCUAGUCAAGCCAGUGUGUUGCUUGACUACAACAUCCAUGUCACUAAGUCUGUCCGACCAGAUCCCACUCAGAUGAAAGACAUUGUGGAAUGUGCUGGAGCUGUGUACUUGGAAAGUAUGCCGUGUAAAUUUGCGGAGAAGACAGUAGUCGUGUCGUGUGAAGAGGAUCAAAAACUUUGUCAGGUGGCAAUGAAGGCCGACAUUCCAGUGGUUAAUGCUGAGUUUGUGCUGACUGGAAUCUUGCAACAGGAUGCUAACCCUUCCAAUUAUCAGAUAUUUAAUAAUUCCAAGAAGAGACCGGCAGACAGCAGUGCCGAGGGACCAUCUAAACGCAGGCGUCGGUAGUACACAUUUUUUCUGUAUAAACUAGCAAACUACAGACAACAGUAGUACAGCAGUACCAAGGGACCAUCUAAAGGCAGGCGUCGGUGUAUGCUGUAUUGAUUUCAGCAUGGAUACAGACUUUGCCAUGAGACAGCAGUACCGAGGGACCAUCUAAAGGCAGGCGUCGGUACUACGUCAGUGUAUGCUGUAUUGAUGUCAGCAGGGAUACAGACUUUGCCAUGAGACAGCAGUGCCAAGAGUCCAACUUAAUGUUGGUGUCUAUUACUGUACACAAGUGUUUGUGUGUAUCAAUUAUCAAAGUACAAAUAGCAUUACUGUGUGCACCAUAGUGUAGUGCUAGUGUACUACGUGUAUUACCAAUGCUAACACAGAUUUGAAGUAAAUUAAUAGCAGCGUGAGUCAUGGAUGAAUUAUUUCCUAAUACAUCAUAAUUUCAAUGCUACUGUGAUUAACAAUUCAACACAUUCAUUCUGAUACUGAAGAUUUUGAAAAUAAGUCGCUUGUAUCAGACAUAUAUUAAGAAGAAAAAAUAUUAAUGAUAUGAUGCCAAUAUCAAACCGUCAACAUCUACAUAGAAGUAUACAUAGCCUGUGUUGAUGUAGAUAUAUUAUAAGUCAGAGUUGUGAUCUUGUCCUUUAAUGACCUUGAUAAAUCAACCUUUGAUGUGGCAGAGGUUCAUUGAUCCAGCAACCACCAGUCAUUUUAUUCUACUCUCCAGUCAGUGUUUAUUACAGCGGUUCUCUGAUGGUCGCUUUGUAUAAGAUUGUCCCAGUAAUACUUCACGAUCCAGCCCAUCCUUGAUACUCCAGGGGUUACGCUAACUUACACUCUCUGCACAUGCAAAAUUGAAGGCAUGCUGCUAGCUAUUUGGGUUGAUCUCGGGUAAAAACCACCUGACCAAUUGCUAGGCUGAUACCUGUCUUUUGAAGAUUACAAAGUAGCGACACCUGACUUCAAUUUUACCAUUACGCUAUCGCAAGGUUCUUUCGAUGUACUUAAAAGGAUCAAACUAGACUUCUUGUCUCAUCCACAUUGUGUUGCACACUGAGCCUCCAUAUACCGUGGGUGCAGAGAACGCAAGUAAGCAUAACCCUUGGAGUAUCGAGGAUGGAUCCAGUCCCAUUUAACUGACAACAAAGGUUGCUGGACCAAUAGGGGCUCUACUGUAGAUGUAUCAUUAAAGAGAUAUACUUUGACGCCUUUUGAAUCAUGAUCUUGUAUAUAUUGUUCCAUUCAUAACAUUGAGGCAAGGUUAUCGUGAUUGAUACAAAGUAAGUGAUACCAGUUGUACGGACGAGUGCCUUGUAUAUGUGUAUGUGUGAUUGGUCAGUUUUCAGCUUAGUUUGAUAAGUAUGUGGCAUUGGUCAGAUUUCAGCCUAGUUUGAAAGUUAGGUGUGAUUUGUCAGUUUUCACCUUUAAUUGUGUGAUACAUAUUAUGCACAUAUGUUGCAAUUAACCUAUGUGAUAAGAUAACUUAUUGGCGGCUUGUAUGGAAAACGAAAAAGGGGAGGCAAUCCAAACCUGUUCGGCAGUUUAAAUGUGGGAGAGAAAGGAAUAUUUGAAAUUAGACAUAUUUUUCGGAAUGUGAAUUGGUUUGAUGUCUGUUUUUAAUUAACACAAUGUCCCUAUGCAGUUCAGAUGUGAACAAAUAGAUACAUCAGUGUAAAUAGAAGAUUUUUUUUUGAAACAAAAUCCUCAUUUAAAUCGAUUUUAUAUUUUAACAUUAAAAAUAUGUGAAAUAGCCUUUUAAGAAAAUGAAUGUUUAAUGUUUUAGUUCCAAUACAACUUUUAUUUUUAUGUUAUUUUCAAACACAUAAGUGACAUGAAUUUUAAAGUGAGGUGUCGUAAACAGUAUUGUUUUCUCAUCAUGCAUUACUGUUUUGUUACAAUUUUAGUAUCAAGUUGAAAUGUCAAUAAAAGAUUAUCGUUGUUUUUAUUUGACUACUAUUUUAAUCCAAUAAAACGAUUUUAUUUGCUAUGCAGUACAACCUCGUCUCCAAAAUUGAGUACAGUUGCAAAGCAAACCAUCCAUUGGCUGGGAUACAAUACUGGAACGGUUUCUUUAUAGUCGACUUUUUGAUGCAACAUUUCUAAAUAAAUCUGAGGUAAUUUUAUCCUGUUUAUGCAGGCCUUGAAAGUCUUGGUCAAGGAUUGUCAGAAAGUGCAUCAGAUCACUAGGGUCAUCAAUAUUUCAUAAAUGUACAGCUGUGCUCUAAUUGGGUUUUUUUUUUUAGAACACAAUGAAUUAAAGCAGACCUGCAGCAAUAAAUAGAGGCUCAUAUAACUGGGCAACAUCCUAUCUAUGUUUGACAAUGUCUGGUGUAGCCCUGCCGCUGUGUGGGAGUAAUUGUUUGAUGUUAUGACUAGAAAUGUAAUGUGAUGUCCCCGUCAUUGUUGGGAAAUACUAAAUGUUAAUUAUUAAUCUUGUUGAAAAAUAAAUUCUCAUCAAUCCAA